Molecule: messenger RNA, 2281 nt
Organism: Nanorana parkeri
Lineage: Eukaryota; Metazoa; Chordata; Amphibia; Anura; Dicroglossidae
Gene: SGO1
Product: shugoshin 1
Exons: 12
Coding region: 38-2281 (747 amino acids)
Biological process (GO): meiotic chromosome segregation
Cellular component (GO): chromosome, centromeric region; nucleus
Source: RefSeq, a predicted model, not a curated record
GUGCAGAGCUGUGGUCGUGCAGUGCACUGAGGGAGCCAUGGCGAAAGAAAGGUGUUUGAAGAAAACCUUUAAGGACAGCCUUGAAGACAUAAAAGAACGGAUGAAAGAAAAGCGAACAAAACAACUUGCCAAGGUGGCCGCAGUCAAUAAGGCGUUCUCUACAAAAGUCAAGAUCAUCAGCAAUAAUUCUACAUCUGUAACGAGCUUUCAGGCCAAUAACAAAGCUUUGGCCCUGGCUCUGGAAGCUGAGAAGUUUAAGACUAGACAAGCCCAAGAUAUCAUCCUGCAUUUAAAAGGAGAGCAGCAGAGAUCGAUGUUUGAAAUCUUUCUUUUGAGGAGGAAGCUCAGCAUCCAACAAGGAAGCAGACAAUCAGAAGCUAAGUUGGCAUCCUUGAAAGAAAUAAUUGCCAAAGUCACUCACAAUCUGCUGGAGACUGCCAACCUUCUUGGACCAGCACAUGCCUUGUGUUCACCUGAUGACCCAACUAGCGCUCCUUCUGCUGUGGAGAGAUGUUCAGGUCCUGGUCUGGCAAGUAGCAGCUUGGCAAAGUCGCAUGUUUCUGCUUCAGAUGCUGGAAGAAAUGUUAGCCGUGCAUUGGAUAGCUGCACAAAAGCCGAGGCAAGAAAUCCCAAAGACGUAGCUUCAGAGAACUCUGAUCAUGGGCCUGCAGUAAAGAGAUCAUCUAGAGGUCAGAGUGGAAAGAAAUCUAGCUCAAUUCAGCCAAGAACAGAUGAUGAAUUCUCUGACACGGAGACUGCAAAUGAAGUAAAAUUUAAAAAUGUCUCUCUGAGGCGUCGUGCUUCCAGUUUGGCUGUUUGCAAAGAAGAGUCCUUUAUGAAUAAUUCUAUGAUUCCUGAACCAGAACCCAUUGCUCCUGUGGAUGAUGGCUUAAAUACCUGCAGCAAUGGUGAAGAAAUCGACUCUUGUUGGGACCAGAGUCCCUCAAAAGAUGAAAUUAAUCCAUUUUCAACGCUAAAUAAGAUAUCAAGUUCAACACCUGAGGCCAAACCAAAGCAAAUGCCAAAAGGCAAACCUGAAUCACGCCCAGGUCGAGAGAAGGCUAGAAAAAGCAGAGCAGAAGGUGGCGGUACUGUCCAGCUGAAAAAGCCUUGGGAAAAGCCAAAACCAAGGGCUAGGUCCAAAAGCAGAGAAAGGGGUGCAAGCAAGUCUGGAGCCUCGAAGGACAAAAUUAACACAUCUUUAAAUUCAGGAGAUGCAUAUGAUUUUGUCUUUGAAGAGAGCAUACAUGUUACUCCUUUCCGUCAAAGCAAGCAAAGCCAAGAUCAGGAAGAGAAAGAAGAACCAGAGGAAGAAAAUCUUCAUAAAAGCAGUAGCACUAGUGAAGAGGAGAAAUCAGACGACAGUUUAUAUUUGCCUUCUAGGGAAAAGUCAAGGAAUCAAAGCAAUGAGAAAACUACAGCUUCACUUCCAUUAAGGCCCAGAUCUAAAAGAAGCAAGCUGCAGCAGACCGCUGAGAAGAAAGAAAAUAGAAGCAGUGAUCGGUUUCAACAAGAUGUUGGUAACGCAAAGAAAAAUCGAAGAGUUCGUACAAAUGGUCAAGUAGAGAAUCUUCAAACAAGAUUCAAUGAAACCGCAGAGCCAGAAGACAGAAACAAAGAGAAUUCCUUAUUAAAAUGUGCUUAUACGGACGUGAAUGUGGAACAAAGCAUAGACUUCCAUGCGGAACAAGAGAAUCUUCCUUUCCCUGCAGACAAAAAUGAACCUGAAGGAGCAUUUCCAGCUCAGCGGAUCAGCCUUUCUGAUGUCACUAAUUUGUCUUUGUGCUCAGGAAGCAAGGAAACAAAGAAACAUUCUUUUCCAUUUUAUGACGAUGACCGCAAGCGUUCCGGAACCUGCAUGAGGAAAAGGAGGUGUACAGUAACAGUGAAUUAUGCAGAGCCAAAUCUCAGCAAGAAACUCAGACGAGGCGACCCCUUUACAGAUACUGAAUUUUUAAGCUCUCCCAUUUUCAAGUACCGCAAAUCACUGAGCAGAAAAUCUCUGACAAGAUACAAUGAGGCCUUUGUUGGCUGUGGCCAAGCUGUCCAGCACAAGGUGGUGGAGCUCUACAUUCUGGCUGUGUGGGACAAACAGGUUCAGUCCCUGGACCUCCCUAUUCGCCUGACCAGCAAGACCAGACUUGCCCUGGCGUGGUGGAUCUCCAACCUGGCGCUGGAAUUGGGGAAACACCUUCCCCUGGUCUGGAAGGUGUUUACGAUGGAUGUCAGCCUGACAAGGUGUGGAACAUUCCUGGCAAGCUUUUUGGCUGAAGGGACCUAG